Messenger RNA from Chlorella variabilis, 638 nucleotides. RefSeq lists its product as hypothetical. The record is from RefSeq and is a predicted model, not a curated record. Gene Ontology annotation, molecular function: structural constituent of ribosome; rRNA binding. NCBI's taxonomy places the organism in Eukaryota, Viridiplantae, Chlorophyta, Trebouxiophyceae, Chlorellales, Chlorellaceae. The transcript has 5 exons. Bases 60 to 638 code for a protein of 192 amino acids. Gene Ontology annotation, cellular component: cytosolic small ribosomal subunit. Gene Ontology annotation, biological process: positive regulation of translational fidelity; translation.
GCACGUAGAGGGGUGUCUUCUAAUCAGGACGCGGAGAACGUCUCUGGAGGGCAGCCGCCAUGCCGUCCAUUGGCUUCUACCGCAACUAUGGCAAGACCUUCAAGAAGCCGCGGCGCCCGUUUGAGAAGGAGCGGCUGGAUGCCGAGCUGAAGGUGGUGGGCGAGUUUGGGCUGCGCAACAAGCGCGAGCUGUGGCGCGUGCAGAUGGUGCUGUCCAAGCUGCGCGCCCGCGCCCGCGACCUGCUCACCCUGGACGAGAAGGACCCCAAGCGCCUGUUUGAGGGCGAGGCCCUGCUGCGCCGCAUGUACCGCUACGGCUUCCUGGAUGAGAGCCAGAACAAGCUGGAUUACGUGCUGGCGCUGACGCCCGCAGACGUGCUGGAGCGCCGCCUGCAGACGCUUGUGUUCAAGCUCGGCCUGGCCAAGAGCAUCCACCACGCGCGCGUGCUCAUCCGCCAGCGCCACAUCCGCGUGGGCAAGCAGAUUGUCAACAUCCCCUCCUUCAUGGUCCGCGUGGACAGCCAGAAGCACAUUGACUUUGCGCUCAACUCGCCCUUUGGCGGCGGCCGCCCCGGCCGCGUGAAGCGGAAGAGCCAGGCGUCCAAGGGCGGCGGCGGCGACGGCGAGGACGAGGAGUAG